UGGGUUAGUCUAGAGUUGAGCGGAAUGAAAGUGGCGCGCGGUCGCUGACAGUAGCCCGGGUCGGGGCUGCUCGGGUUCGGACGCUGGCCGGGAUUCGGGUGCCUCGGACCUCGGGUGCAGAGCGAACCGCGAGGAGGCGGCGGCGGAGGCGCGGCGAGCGUUGGUGGAGGGGGCGGCUGUGCGCGGCCCCAAGACAUGGCUCACAACAAGAUCCCGCCGCGGUGGCUGAACUGUCCACGGCGAGGCCAGCCGGUAGCAGGAAGAUUCUUACCUCUGAAGACAAUGUUGGGACCAAGAUAUGACAGUCAAGUUGCUGAAGAAAAUCGGUUUCACCCCAGUAUGCUGUCGAAUUAUCUAAAGAGUCUGAAGGUUAAAAUGGGCUUGUUGGUAGACCUGACAAAUACUUCAAGGUUCUAUGACAGAAAUGACAUAGAAAAAGAAGGAAUCAAAUAUAUAAAACUUCAGUGUAAAGGACAUGGUGAGUGUCCUACAACGGAGAAUACUGAGACAUUUAUUCGUCUCUGUGAGCGGUUCAAUGAGAGAAACCCACCUGAACUUAUAGGUGUUCAUUGUACCCAUGGUUUUAAUCGCACUGGUUUCCUCAUAUGUGCCUUCUUGGUGGAGAAAAUGGAUUGGAGUAUUGAAGCAGCAGUUGCUACUUUUGCUCAAGCCAGACCACCAGGAAUUUAUAAGGGUGAUUAUUUGAAAGAACUUUUUCGCCGCUAUGGUGAUAUAGAGGAAGCACCACCCCCACCUCUAUUGCCAGAUUGGUGUUUUGAGGAUGAUGAAGAUGAAGAUGAGGAAGAAGAUGGAAAAAAGGAAUCAGAACCUGGGUCAAGUGCCUCCUUUGGCAAAAGGAGAAAAGAACGAUUAAAACUGGGUGCUAUUUUCUUGGAAGGCGUAACUGUGAAAGGUGUAACUCAAGUAACAACUCAACCAAAGUUAGGAGAAGUACAGCAGAAAUGUCAUCAAUUCUGUGGCUGGGAAGGGUCUGGAUUCCCUGGAGCACAGCCUGUUUCCAUGGACAAGCAAAAUAUUAAACUUUUGGAGCAGAAGCCAUAUAAAGUAAGCUGGAAAGCAGAUGGUACUCGGUAUAUGAUGUUGAUUGAUGGCACAAAUGAAGUUUUUAUGAUUGAUAGGGAUAAUUCAGUGUUUCAUGUUUCAAAUUUGGAAUUUCCAUUUCGUAAAGAUCUCCGUAUACAUUUAUCAAACACUCUUUUAGAUGGGGAAAUGAUUAUUGACAGAGUAAAUGGACUGGCUGUUCCUAGAUAUUUGAUAUAUGACAUAAUUAAAUUCAAUGCACAACCAGUUGGAGAUUGUGAUUUUAAUAUUCGUCUGCAAUGUAUAGAACGAGAAAUAAUAAGUCCUCGACAUGAAAAGAUGAAGGCAGGACUCAUUGACAAAACACAGGAACCAUUUAGUGUCAGAAACAAGCCAUUUUUUGACAUCUAUACUUCAAGAAAGCUACUUGAAGGAAAUUUUGCCAAAGAAGUCAGCCAUGAAAUGGAUGGACUUAUUUUCCAGCCCACUGGUAAAUAUAAACCUGGUCGAUGUGAUGAUAUUUUGAAAUGGAAACCCCCUAGUCUGAAUUCUGUUGAUUUUCGCCUAAAGAUAACGAGAAUGGGCGGAGAAGGGUUACUUCCUCAGAAUGUUGGCCUUCUUUAUGUUGGAGGUUAUGAAAGACCCUUUGCACAAAUCAAGGUGACAAAAGAGCUAAAACAGUAUGACAACAAAAUUAUAGAAUGCAAAUUCGAGAACAACAGCUGGGUCUUUAUGAGACAGAGAACAGACAAAAGUUUUCCUAAUGCCUACAACACUGCCAUGGCUGUGUGUAACAGCAUCUCAAACCCCGUCACCAAGGAGAUGCUGUUUGAGUUCAUCGACAGGUGUGUGGCAGCUUCUCAAGGACAGAAACGAAAGCAUCAUCCGGACCCGGAUGCAGAGCUGAUGCCCCCACCACCUCCCAAAAGACCUCGCCCCUUGACCUAAGCCCUGCCUCCGACUUCGGAUUGAGAGGAAACACGAGUGAGAAAAAAUGCUGUUGCCCUGUUUUUUUGCAGCCAGAGAAA
Molecule: messenger RNA, 2069 nt
Organism: Phacochoerus africanus (Common warthog)
Lineage: Eukaryota; Metazoa; Chordata; Mammalia; Artiodactyla; Suidae
Gene: RNGTT
Product: RNA guanylyltransferase and 5'-phosphatase
Exons: 16
Coding region: 196-1989 (597 amino acids)
Biological process (GO): 7-methylguanosine mRNA capping; protein dephosphorylation
Molecular function (GO): ATP binding; protein tyrosine/serine/threonine phosphatase activity; mRNA 5'-triphosphate monophosphatase activity
Source: RefSeq, a predicted model, not a curated record